AUGUCUAGUAACAUAACAGACCUUGUUAAAUAUCCUGGCUUAGGUCGUAUUGGUCAUCCUAUAAGAAUUAAAGCAAACUUUUUCAAAAUAACCUUUCUAACCAACACGAAUAUCCAUCAUUAUGACCUUAUGAUUACCCCACAAGAGAGUUUUUCCCAAUUUGAAGCCCUAUAUGCUGGUGAUGUAAAACUUGUUUUCGAUGGCCAUAAGAAUAUUUUUACCUCUAGACCGUUAACUUUUGGCGAUAAUUCCACUUUCAAUAUAAGUCUUCAAAACAAUAGUCGACAAUAUACUUUUGAGCUCAUCAUUAAGAAGGUCGCUGUAAUUAAUAUGAAUGACCUUCAUAGAUUCAUUUAUGGAAAUUGA
Funneliformis mosseae is the source of this 366-nucleotide messenger RNA. NCBI's taxonomy places the organism in Eukaryota, Fungi, Glomeromycota, Glomeromycetes, Glomerales, Glomeraceae. The record is from the annotation of a GenBank genome assembly.